CGUGCCGCUGAGCUUUGCUGGCCGAAAAUACGUUAAACCUGCCGUUAGCUUUGAGCUACACGAUUCUUGUCAAGUCAUACGCGACAGAGUAUAGAUUUAACGGAAAUAAUUAAAGAUUAGCGCGAGAAACAGAAACCGCGAAUGGCAUUUUAUAAGCUCGGGUGUGUAAAAUAUAAGGCGAAAGCUUUAUAGUUUGGACGCUGGCUAACUGGCUAAGUGAGUCGUCGGUAGACCCCACCACCCAAAGAUUGAAACGGCGAUUAAAGCCAUCAUCUAAUCUAUUUAAGAGGAUAACCAAUGUCACACACACACACACCAAUCCUCUAAAGCAGCGACGCCACUGAACUGACAGAGUUUAUUUACAUUCAUAUGUACACUGUCCAGCACGCCCACUGAAAAGGCCCAUCAUUGGAUCAGAGGACUAGUGCAUUCUCACUCUGCGUGUGAGCGUGCAUGUGAUCCACUGAUAAUUCCACAGAGUCAGAGAAGAAAGUGAAGGCAUGGCUCAAGGCACUCCCUUGAGACCACAUCCUCCUGAGAUCCUUAUCUAAUGCCGCCUCAUCUGCUAAUAGACAUCAGCUGGGCCUGAUACACUCACACAUAAGAAGACACUAAAGUAUAAGUUGAACUUCUGUUUUUUCAUUGUCUCCUCUUUGCCUCCCUGCUCCCCCAAGCCCUCACCUGAGCAUCCUGGGAUUUUUUUAUUUUGGAAUCAGUCAGCCUACCUGGAUCAAUUACCAGGAGUAUUGGGGUGUGUGUGUGUGUGUGUGUGUGAGCUAAGCGUUGCUCUUUUUACCUCCUCUUUUUUUUUUUUUUUGUCUCUGUGCAAGCUCCAUCAAGAAAGAGUUGUUUUUGCUGGAGCAUUCCUCUGACUUAAAGCCUCUUGUUGUUGAAAAGAGUGAGAAUUUUGUCUAAUCAGCCAUGCAGGUGUAAGCUUGAAGUCUUACAAGAUACUGGACUGUCUUUUAUAGCCAACAAUCACCUGUGCAUCAGCAAUGCUUCGAGUCAGGAGAGUGACAUUUUUCAUUCCCUUUUUUGAGGUGCAAUGUAGCACAUGUUGGUUGAAAUGAAGGAAAGACAUUUUUACAUUUUCUGAUAGUGUGGAUGGUGGGGGGGGAAACGACUUCAACUGGUAACGGUUGUGACUGCCAACUAAUUCCUUUGCUAUCACUGCUACCUUCCAGACUGAACUACACCAAAAACUGACAUCAAAAUCUACUUCCUCUUGUUCUCACUCCGUCUCUAGCCAAUGCAUUGUCAUUUUUACAUCUUUGGUAGUUUAUUUCUCAACUUUGGCCAUUCACAGCAAAAGACAACUCCAGCAAGUUAAUUAGCAGCUUUUGAAAUGUUAAAACGGACUACAUAACCAUACUCCAAAACAUAAAGCUCAAAUAAUAAAUUGUUUUAAUGUUCAUCAACAGUUGCAAAAUGAUCAAACAAAUUCAUUAACAUUGCUCUUUUCUACCUCUCACACUGCAACACCAAAUCUUUGUCUUCAAGUCAAAUUUUUCAUCUGAUUUCUUUUUUUUUUUUUACAGCACCACUUUUGAUCAGUGUCAUUUCCAUUUAUUAAGCAGCUGUAAAACUUUUUUUUUUUUUAUGUCAUUUUUUUUCUUUCAAAGCAAUUGAGCCAUAGUCAUAUACUUUUUUUUUUAAGCAAUUAUUUUACUUUUUCUAAGCCGUUUGAGAUCAGGUAGUUCCUUUUUGCUUUCAGAUUGUUUUUAAAGAACCGACCAAAAACAUAUGACGAACUCAAACGAUUUGUAUCUGAUUUUUGCAAUGCUUUAUCAUUUAUAUACAUUUUAAAAUCUUUUUAAGCCAGAACCUCCAAACCAAUCUUUACAUUUUAGAUCAAGAAUUUAUGAAAACCCAAAGUUUUUUCAGUUUACUUAGUACAUGUAAAAAAUAUUUUUAUUUGUAUUUCUACGUUUCCAUAUUUUGUGUCUAAGGAGGAUCUUUUGACUGUAUGAACUAUGCUUAUGUUGUGGCCUUUUUACAUAAUGCUGAAAGGGCGACGACUUCUCCCUUAGUUUAUACGUUUGUGCUGCCUCAACACACAUUCACAAACGGAUCAUUUUUCGGGGCGUGCUGCCAUCCUGCUUCCUAGGUGAUGCCAAGCGGCAGCAUGAGUGGGGGUGUGUCUGGACCCACUUCCCCACCCCAACCCACUGUUCCAUCCAGACCGCUCCGGCCUAGUCGCUACGUGCCGGUCUCUGCAGCAACAGCCUUCCUGGUUGGAGCAACCACACUCUUCUUCUGCUUCACGUGCCCUUGGCUUUCGGAGCAGUUUUCAGUUGCUGUGCCGAUAUACAAUGGCAUUAUAUUUCUGUUUGUGCUGGCCAACUUCUGUAUGGCCACCUUUAUGGAUCCUGGCAUCUUCCCUAGAGCUGAGGAGGAUGAGGAUAAAGAGGAUGAUUUCCGGGCUCCUCUCUAUAAGACGGUGGAGAUUCGAGGCAUUCAGGUGCGGAUGAAGUGGUGCUCCACCUGCCGUUUCUACAGACCCCCACGCUGCUCACACUGUUCUGUGUGCGACAACUGUGUGGAGGAUUUUGAUCACCACUGUCCAUGGGUUAAUAACUGUAUUGGCCGGAGAAACUACCGUUACUUCUUCCUGUUUCUGCUCUCUCUGACGGCUCACAUCAUGGGCGUGUUCGGCUUCGGCCUGCUCUUCAUUCUCUACCACACCCAGCAACUGGACAGAGUGCAUUCAGCUGUCACUAUGGCUGUCAUGUGUGUUGCUGGGCUUUUCUUCAUCCCAGUAGCAGGCCUCACUGGUUUUCAUGUUGUCCUGGUGGCAAGAGGCAGGACCACCAAUGAGCAGGUGACAGGAAAGUUCAGGGGAGGCGUGAACCCCUUCACAAAUGGCUGCUUGAGGAAUGUCUCGCAUGUUCUGUGCAGCUCACAGGCACCCAGGUAUCUGGGUAGAAAGAGGAAGGUUCAGACCGUGUCUGUUCAGCCUCCAUUCCUCCGGCCACAGCUCACUGAGGCUCAGCUGGCCGCCAAAGUGCUUGAUAAUGGAAUCCAAGGAGACCUACAUCGGUCUAAAAGCAGUUUGGAGAUGAUGGAGAGCCAGUCUACUGAUGCAGAGCCUCCGCCUCCCCCUAAACCAGAGCUCAGAUACCCUGGACUGUCACGAGGACCUUCUGGACACUCUGAGGAGAGUAGUCUGUUAAAUAAAGCUCCACCCACCCCCACCAUGUUCAAGUACAGGCCUACCUACAGCAGCCCGGGCAAGAACCAUACUGCUCUUACACACGCCUAUGCCAACCAGAUGAGUCGUGGGGACAGUCUUAAAGAAUCCUCUUCCUCUCUCCUCCAGUCCAGUCAGCAGCCGGGUUAUCGCUCUGAGCCCAGUCUGGAUGGGCAUGAGGGGGGAGGAGUAGAGCGAAGUGGGGCAGAUCGAAUAGGUGGGGGCCCUGGAGGACCUCCAGGCUCAGGGAUGCCUGGUUAUGCCCUUGGAGGGCACUCGUAUCCCUCCUUCUCUGAUCAUACGGUGAUUGCCGUAGGCGCCUCACGGUCCUCCAGUGUUCGCUCUUCCCACAAUGCCCCACCAUCUGAGGCCACCACCUCCACCAGCUACAAGAGCUUAGCCAAUCAGACGCCACCACCGGCUCCUCGUAACGGCAGCCUGUCAUACGACAGUCUGCUUACGCCCUCUGAAAGCCCAGAUUUCGAAUCGGCAGCACCAGAGCUGUCGCCAGGGCAUCCACGCACAGCAGUACUUGGAUACAGUUCGCCCUUCCUAUCGGCACAGAUCGCCCAACAACGGGAAGCAGAGCUUCACCAGCCCUCUGCCUCCAGCACCGCCCUCCUCACCUCCCCGCAACACGCCGCCUAUCUUCGUGGUUCCACCAUCUCCCCGCCCCCUCCAGCUGAGCGAGAGCGGGAGCGUCUGCUACACGACUUGCAACCCCACCAUCAUCACCACCAACGCCACCAUCAUCACCAUCAAACUCGGCCGCCCCGCUUCUCUCGGCCACCUUUGCUCUCUGACUCGGGCCACUCUCAGCCCUCCUAUCCAUACCGCACCCGCUCUACUGACACGCCCCUGCCGAACACCACCCACCCCCCUCGUUCGCCACACCCCCCACCGCUGGGGAAGUCUCUAUCUUAUUCUAGUGCUGCAGCUGCAGAGAUGCAGUACCGCCUGGUCCGCAAAGCCUCGGCCUCAGUCGGGGGAGGUGGCAUACAGGCACCAAAGGACGAGAUUCAGAUGAAGUCGUAUAGUAGGACAAACGGGCAGCCCAAAUCAUCUCUCCCUCAGUCUCCAUCUUCCACCCCCACGUCCCCCACACAUCCUGUCAGUGUGUCCACUCGCCCAGGUCAGGCCUAUUCCAGUGCCAGCUCUUCUCAGAGCCCCGCCCACAAGCCUGGAGGUGGGGUGAAGAAGGUGACCGGUGUCGGAGGGACCACUUACGAGAUAUCAGUGUGAGAGAUGAGCAGCUGUUUUGACCAAUCUUAUGUGAGCCUUGGACUUUUUCGCCCUCUUGGACACAGUAGAGUUUUGAUAUUAGAAGAGAAAAUCAAGUGUGUUGGACAUUUAUUGGUGCCCACAGAAGAUUUCUCUUCAAAAUUAAAGCUUUUAAUUUUUUUUCCAAAAGGAAAUCAAUUGCUGACCAGCAGGUUUUGGUUAGAUGUGACAUUGAGGAGGAGGAGGAGGAGUGUUGAUAUUCAGCCGAGACAUAGUGUGGCCUGUCCUAUACAAAACCUAUAUAAGACUCCUCGCCGGUAUGGAGUUGUAACACAUAAUUGGUGUGACGGAAAACAACUGGAUUGCCUUCAAAACUUUUCAGUACGUCACAAAAAACAAAAACAAAAAAUCUAUAUAUAUAUAUAUCCGGCAUAAGUGUGUACAUUGUUCUGUAUAGAGAAAAAAAGUGGUGUCACUGUUUAUUCACAGAGUGGAUUUGAUUUUUACACAAGGGGACCUGUGGCAUGCAGAAGCCAUUUCAGACCACUGUGACUGGCAUGUGACAAUGUUGUGUCUGUAUCCAAUCUGUGCCAGAAAAGCAAAACCGUAGUCAAUUUAAAGAAAUGGCCUAAUGCAUUAUUUAAAUAACAGCCUUUUCGAUUGUUUUCAGAGCAAUGGCCUUGGAAAUCAAGGAAGAACCAUUUUAUUUAAUUUUUAAAAUGUUAUUUUAUAUGACUUUAUAAAUGGUUAUUGAUAAGAUCAAAAUGUUUUUUUUAUUCUACAAAGGCUGAUGAUUUGUUCUCUGUGGAAUUUUAUCUAAUCAGAUAGGGGGUUGAAGAAUUGGAGGCUGGAAAACCGAUAAGACCAAGUAAAUCAUAGUCAUGUGAAGACAGUUACUCAUAGCAUUAAAAUGCAUUUGAGAAAGUGGAGCUCGACCUGUGGGACAUAUUUCAGAGUUUCUUCAAAACAUUGUGUGCCUCUUUUCAUUUGUACUUCAUUCAAAAAGAUUGUGACAUUUUGCAAGACUUAUUGAUUUGACAAUUUCAACCAUUGUCUAACUUGUCGGGGGUGUUGAUCAAUGUUUAGAUCAGAGCUGGCCGAUACAAAAGCCAAUGAAUACCCUCUCAGAAUGAUUAUAUGAAUAUUUAGGAUAAAAAAAAUGGACUGAGAGGAGGGAAAGAAAAUAAAGUGUACUGUAUAGUUCAGUGUGAGUGACCAUGGUUGUGGAUAUGUGUAUGCGUGAGUUUGUGUGGUUGAGCAUUGGUAAUAAACUCUUUUUAAAUCAA
Molecule: messenger RNA, 5697 nt
Organism: Myxocyprinus asiaticus (Chinese sucker)
Lineage: Eukaryota; Metazoa; Chordata; Actinopteri; Cypriniformes; Catostomidae
Gene: zdhhc5a
Product: zinc finger DHHC-type palmitoyltransferase 5a
Exons: 12
Coding region: 2111-4432 (773 amino acids)
Biological process (GO): protein palmitoylation
Molecular function (GO): palmitoyltransferase activity
Source: RefSeq, a predicted model, not a curated record